Molecule: messenger RNA, 949 nt
Organism: Arvicola amphibius (Eurasian water vole)
Lineage: Eukaryota; Metazoa; Chordata; Mammalia; Rodentia; Cricetidae
Product: high mobility group nucleosome-binding domain-containing protein 5-like
Exons: 1
Coding region: 1-900 (299 amino acids)
Biological process (GO): chromatin organization
Cellular component (GO): nucleus; chromatin
Molecular function (GO): nucleosomal DNA binding
Source: RefSeq, a predicted model, not a curated record
AUGCCCAAAAGAAAGGCUGCAAGCGAUGCCAGUCAGGAGCCAAAGAGAAGAUCAGCCAGACUGUCUGCUAUGCCUGUGCCCUUUAUACCAGAGUUGAAACCUAAAAGAGCAUCAACUCCAAGGAAAAUGAAGGCCACAAAUGUUGCAGUAGAAGAAAAAAAGGAUGCAGGUGCCGUAACAGUUCCUGAAAGCAAGCCCCAAGAUGUUCAGGAGGCGUGUAACAUGGACAAGGCUGAAAAUGGAGAAGCCAAAGUUGUGGAGGCACCCAUUCCAAAGAUGGGAGUGGAGGAAGUCAAAGAAGAGAUGAAUGAAAAUGCUGAAGAAGAUGGAGGAGAAAAGAAAGAAGCAGUGGCAGCAGAAGAAAAAGAUGAUGAGCUGGAGGAAAACAUCCAAAAUUUAGAGAAAGCUGAAGAUGGAGAAGAGGACAAAGAUAAAGAUGAGGAGGUGAAAGAUGAAGAGAGGGAAGGAGUCCUGGAAGAGAAGCCAGAGGCAGCAGGAAGUGGGGACGCCAAAGAGGACAGAGAUGAUGAAGGCAAAGGCGGUGAUGAAAAAGAAGACAGCAAACAGGAGGAAGGGGAUGGGAAGAAGGAAGAAGAGAAAGAUGACGAAGAAGAGAAAGCUGAAGCCGAGGAAGAAGUUGAGGAACAGAAAGAGGAAAAAGAAGAGGAAGGUGGAAAGUACAAAGAGGAAAAUAAAGAAGAUGAACAGGAAGGCCCGAGUGAGGGAGAUGGAAAGGAGAAAGAUGAUGGGAAAGAGGAGGAGAGGAAGGAGGAGGAAGGCAAAGAAAAGGAGGCUGCAGGGAAAGGAAAUGGUGAAGACAAGGAGGAGGCCGAACAAGAAGCUGAAAACAAAGAUUCCAAACAAGGUGGAGAAGAGGAGGCGUCUCUGAGUAUUGUCUAAAAUUGCCCUAUGUGACAUCAUAAUUUGGUGACAUGUACCUUCCUGUUGU